GUAGAUUUUUCCGGUUUUUCGAGCAGUCGUAGACAUUUUUCAAAAACAUCUGGCAUCUCUGGAUUGAUCAAAUAUAUUUUAGUUAUCUAUCUCAGUCAACAAAGCAUAAUAUAAAUUCGCGAUGGCGUUAAAAUUACUUGUGGGUCAAAAAAUAAUGAACGAGGUAGUUCGUUAUAAGAAUCCUGCUUCUCAAGCCAAUGGAAAACCAGGUACUGAAUGGAGAAUUUUGAUAGUAGAUCAACUUGCUAUGAGAAUGGUAUCAGCGUGUACAAAAAUGCAUGAAAUAAGUGCCGAAGGGGUCACACUUGUUGAAGAUAUAAAUAAAAAAAGGGAACCGUUACCAGCCAUCGAAGCGGUUUAUUUGAUUACGCCAUCGGAGGAUUCUAUACGAUUAUUGAUGAGAGAUUUUGAAAAUCCCGCUAAACCAACAUACAAAGCUGCACAUGUAUUCUUUACUGAAGUUUGUCCAGAAGAGCUGUUCAACGAUAUUUGUAAAUCAGUGGUUUCCAGAAAAAUAAAAACGUUAAAAGAAAUUAAUAUUGCUUUUCUUCCAUACGAGUCACAGGUGUAUUCUCUUGAUUCUCCUGUUACUUUCCAAUGCGCCUAUUCACCAGGUCUUGCUGGUGCACGUAACGCCAAUAUGGAGCGUAUCGCUGAGCAAAUUGCUACACUUUGUGCUACAUUGGGAGAAUAUCCAUCAGUUCGUUAUAGAAAUGAGUGGGACGGCAACGUUGAGUUGGCGCAAAUGGUACAACAAAAGCUGGAUGCUUACAAAGCUGAUGAACCAACCAUGGGCGAGGGUCCGGAAAAGGCAAGAUCACAGCUUUUAAUUCUGGAUCGCGGCUUCGAUUGUGUUUCUCCAUUACUACACGAACUAACGCUUCAAGCAAUGGCAUACGAUUUAUUACCCAUUGUAAAUGAUGUAUAUAAAUUUAUUCCAUCCCCAAACGCGGCCGAGAAAGAAGUUUUGCUUGAUGAAAAUGAUGAUCUUUGGGUUGAUUUGCGACAUCAGCAUAUUGCAGUUGUAUCACAGAGUGUAACGCAGUAUUUGAAAACAUUCACUGAAUCAAAGAAACUUACGCAAACAGAAAAACAGUCUAUGAAAGAUCUCUCACAAAUGAUUAAAAAGAUGCCCCAAUACCAAAAGCAAUUGUCAAAAUAUUCAACACAUUUACACCUUGCUGAAGACUGCAUGAAAUCAUACCAAGGAUAUGUUGAUAAAUUAUGUCGAGUAGAGCAAGAUUUGGCAAUGGGCACCGAUGCUGAAGGAGAAAAAAUCAAGGACCAUAUGCGCAAUAUUGUUCCCAUACUUCUAGAUCAAGCGGUAUCUAACUAUGAUAAAGUGCGAAUUAUUGCAUUAUAUGUUAUGAUUAAAAACGGAAUUUCUGAAGAAAAUUUGACCAAGCUUGUCACUCAUGCUCAGAUCGAACCAAAAGAAAGAGAAAUGAUAACGAAUUUAAAUCUUCUUGGAAUAAAUGUUAUUGCCGAUGGUAAUCGAAAGAAAACUUACACUGUACCACGUAAAGAACGUAUAAAUGAACAUACAUACCAAAUGUCUAGAUGGACACCUGUCAUAAAGGAUAUAAUGGAGGAUUCUAUUGACAAUAAAUUGGACGAACGUCACUUUCCGUUUCUGGGUGGUAGAAAAACAGCGGGUUUCCAUGCACCCACAAGUGCACGAUAUGGUCAUUGGCACAAAGAUAAAUCACAAACAGCAGUAAAAAACGUUCCUCGUCUAAUCGUGUUCGUUGUUGGAGGAGUGAGCUACUCAGAAAUACGCUGCGCAUAUGAAGUUACUUCAGCUGUCAAAAAUUGGGAAGUUUACAUCGGAUCCUCACAUAUUUUAACUCCUGAAACAUUCCUUAGUGACCUCGGAUCUUUAAACAAAGAAUAAAAUUGAUGAUCAUGAGAGAAGUAAACUAAUUAAACGUACCGUUGAGUUUACAGAACCGCCACAGAUUGUUCAAACAUACAUUGUACAGAACAACAGUGGCUUUCACGCGCUGUAAUAUACGUGUUUGAAUUACAAACAAACUCAUUGCUAAAUAAAAACUUCUAUUCUACAUUUUGGUCAGCAGCAGUCUAAAUAAAAUUGCUAGUUUGAUUAGUACCAAAGUAUCUAAUCAAAAGUGUUCCACAUACUUUAAAAUGAGUUAAAUAUGUAGUUUUCAACAGCAUGCAGUAGAAAGAGGUGUCUGAACUAAAUAAAUAAAUAAAGAAAUGUAUGUUAGUUCGAACGGAAUCAAACUGAAUAAAAAAACUCAGUUUGUUCAGAAUAUCAAUUCUGAUCAGUUUGCUCUUGGUCGAAAUUUAGAAUAAAGCUGUGAAUAGUAAUUCAUUGAAGUUUUUUAAUAUGCCAACGUAAUGAAAUGGUCACUAAUGGUUAAUGAGCGAAGUUCAUGCUCAUUGUAUUUUUUUUUUCUAAUUUACACAACAACAUGAUUGCUGAUUUCUUAUUGUCAAACAUAAAAAUGAUUUUCAAUUGAUACAUCACAAAGUACAGAAUCAUUUUAUAGUACCUAAUAGUAAUAAUAGAAGUACAUGAAAACCUGAUUGCUAUUAUGAAGUCAAACACGAUUUUUUUUGUUUUGGGUUAGUAUUAAACCGACUUAUCUUUGAAAUUAGGAAUUCGUAUUGUUUCUCUUUGUGAAUACCGUGACUGCGGGUAAUUCCGCGCAGCACAUUUUUCCGUGCACUCAUCUUGAAAAAAUAUUUUUCAACAGUAAAUUUCACUGAAACACAACUAAUUUGUAUGCUCUACUAUGUGCAUAGCAUAGCCUGCUAUGAUAUAACAGAAAUUAGGUAUGUAUUAGUAAAAUUUACUGUUGAAAAACAGUUUUUUUAGAUGAGUGCGCGGAAAAAUGCGCUGCGCGGAAUUACCCGCAGUCACAGUACAUAAUAUGCCUCGUUAUAUGCUAUGAGCAAGUGCAAUAUUUUUUCCAACUGAUUUUAUUCUUAGAAAAAAGCCACUGUGUAGAGGAAAUGUUAUACAAAUCUGCUAUCAUUAGCCGCAACGUUACAUACAAAAUGUUUCUUUGCUUGCUGCGGUCCAAACGUUUCAAUCAAUAACGUGAGGUUAGGUGUUAUUUUAUUUGGAAUUAAAUAAUUAUAGUUUGCUCCAAAAAUAUAUGCAAACAUCAUGUUAUCUGAUCUACAGUUAUUGAUUAUUUUAUAUGUAUAUAUUCUACUAUAAUAAAUCACUUAAAACUUACUGUUCCAAAUUACAUAUUAGCUUAUGAUUCUACUCUAAUACUAGUGUAUUUCAAUUUCCAGUAUUGUCAUGCUUGUAAAAUGUAGUAGUAACAGUAGCCUAAAUAUAUUCAUAUUUUGUUCAAAAUAAAUGAUACAACCAAAA
Molecule: messenger RNA, 3355 nt
Organism: Wyeomyia smithii (pitcher-plant mosquito)
Lineage: Eukaryota; Metazoa; Arthropoda; Insecta; Diptera; Culicidae
Gene: Rop
Product: protein ROP
Exons: 8
Coding region: 122-1894 (590 amino acids)
Biological process (GO): intracellular protein transport; vesicle-mediated transport; neurotransmitter secretion
Cellular component (GO): plasma membrane; secretory granule
Molecular function (GO): syntaxin binding
Source: RefSeq, a predicted model, not a curated record